Molecule: messenger RNA, 669 nt
Organism: Acanthosepion pharaonis
Lineage: Eukaryota; Metazoa; Mollusca; Cephalopoda; Sepiida; Sepiidae
Source: the annotation of a GenBank genome assembly
AUGUCUCCACUCUCUCUCUCUCUCUCUCUCUCUCUCUCUCUCUCUCUCUCUCUCUAUCUAUCUAUCUAUCUAUCUAUCGCUAUCUUUAUCUCCCAUUUUAUUCGCUGCAACAAUCUAAACAGUUUCUUCACGACUCGAUUUUCAUCCUUCCAAUAUUUUAAAUCAUUUUCUAACUUUUUUUUCCAUACAAAUUCUCCGGUUUUUCUUUCUUGUUCUACGUGUUUUUCCUCUUUAUUCAUCCGUUUCCUUUCUAAAUAUUUUUCGAUUUUUUCUUCUUUCCGUCUCUUUCUAAUUUAUCCAUUUAUUACGGAUUCUUCUUUCUCGUCUUUUUGCUCCUAUCGCCGAUUCUUCUUUCCCGCUCUUUUGCAUCCAUCGCCGAUUCUUUUUUCCCGCUUUUUUUUUCUUUCUGUCACUUCUGGCUCUCUACCUAUAUGUGUCCUGUUCCAUCUUUAUUUCUUUACUUUAAUAUAUUUCCUGUAUUUUUGUUUCUCUUCACAAAUAUUUUUUGUUGCGUGUGAUUAUUUGUUAUCUUUCAUUACGUUUCUUUUCUCUCGCUUUAUUUCCUUUUUCUUCUCUUUCUCUCUCUCUCUCUCUCUCUCUCUAUUUCCUUUUUGCUUCUCUCUCUCCCUCUCGCUCUAUGGGGAACGUAUUUCUGUCUGUCUCCUUUAA